AUGUCCGACGACGAGCGCAUGGGCGACUUUGGCGGCGACUACGACUACGAUGCCGAGGAACCAGAGCACAUUGAGUACGAUGGCGAGCUCGAGCAUAAUGAGGACGAUGAGGGGGACGAGAAUAUCAUUGUUUCGGGCGACGUGCCAGACGACGUCAAGCAGCGUACGGGCAAGGCGGCGAGGGCGAACGAGGUCCGCAUCACCACGCCGUACAUGACCAAGUACGAGCGGGCGCGUGUGUUGGGGACGCGUGCACUGCAGAUCUCAAUGAACGCGCCUGUUCUCGUGCCGGUCGAGGGCGAGACGGACCCACUCGAGAUUGCGCUCAAGGAGCUUGCGGCCAAGAAGAUCCCACUCGUCAUCCGCCGUUUCCUGCCCGACAACUCGUUCGAGGACUGGAAGGUCGAGGAGCUCAUUGUCCAGGAGUAG
Messenger RNA from Cutaneotrichosporon cavernicola, 429 nucleotides. RefSeq lists its product as uncharacterized. The transcript is spliced from 4 exons. Gene Ontology annotation, molecular function: DNA binding. Gene Ontology annotation, cellular component: nucleus; RNA polymerase II, core complex; RNA polymerase III complex. Bases 1 to 429 code for a protein of 142 amino acids. Gene Ontology annotation, biological process: transcription by RNA polymerase I; tRNA transcription by RNA polymerase III; transcription by RNA polymerase II. Lineage: Eukaryota; Fungi; Basidiomycota; Tremellomycetes; Trichosporonales; Trichosporonaceae. The record is from RefSeq and is a predicted model, not a curated record.